CCCUUGAACUUUCUACAUUUCCCAACUCAAAAACACUCUCCUGUCCACACCAGUGGACGACGAUUGCUGAAAAAGCGACCACCGUCCACCACCACCGACAGCCGUCACCAUGUCCGUCAAAGAGUGCACCCACCACAAAAACAAGAGCAAAAAACUCUUCCGGAAACUCUUCGCCGGAUUCCUCAUCCUCGCCUUCCUCGUCCUCCUCACUUUCCUCAUCACAUGGGCAAUCCUUCAACCCCGAAAACCCAGAUUCACUCUCCAAGACGCCACCAUCUACUCCUUCAACGUCUCCGCCCCUAUCCUCCUCUCCUCCAACUUUCAGGUCACCAUCUCCUCCCAUAACCCCAACGACAGAAUCGGAGUUUACUACGAUAAACUCGACGUCUUCGCGUCUUACAAAAACCAGCAAAUCACUUACUUCACCGCCAUCCAGCCGGUGUACCAGGGCCACAAAGACAACAACGUCUGGUCGCCGUUUGUGUACGGAACCAACGUCCCGGUGGCGCCGUACAACGGCGCUUCGUUGACUCAGGAUCAAUCCAAUGGUCAGAUAUCGUUGAUUAUUAAGAUCAACGGAAGGGUUAGAUGGAGAGUUGGGAGGUUUAUCUCCGGGAGGUAUCAUAUUCACGUUAGUUGUCCGGCGUAUAUUCCGUUCGGGAACAAGUUGAAUUCGGCGAUUCCGGGGAUUGUCGUCGGCACCGGAAUUAAGUACCAGUUGUCGACCAGAUGCAGUGUGAAUGUGUGAAGUGGGAAGUGGAGAAGAUGAUUGAUGAUGAUGUCAUGAUGAACGACGUCGUUUUAGGUUGUGUUUCUUUUUUCACGAUUCACACUUUCAAUUUUUAAUAUAAAGAUAUAAUUUUGGAAGCAUACGUGGAUGGAUGGAUGAAAUAUGAAUUUGUAAAUUUCGCUGGAUGAGAAUAAAAAAAAGGAAAAAGGAAAAAAAGGAAAGAUGGAAAUGGAAAGAUGGAGAAAGUUAAGGCAAAUUGUCAUUGUUGACAUGUUGUAUCAUGUAUGAUGAUGAAUUUAAAUGUUAUAUAUUUUUACAAUUAAUCAAUGAAUCUUUUAUUAUAAGUUUUCGUUA
Messenger RNA from Lactuca sativa (garden lettuce), 1084 nucleotides. RefSeq names its product NDR1/HIN1-like protein 1. NCBI's taxonomy places the organism in Eukaryota, Viridiplantae, Streptophyta, Magnoliopsida, Asterales, Asteraceae. The record is from RefSeq and is a predicted model, not a curated record. Gene Ontology annotation, cellular component: plasmodesma; plasma membrane. Gene Ontology annotation, biological process: defense response to other organism.